Callorhinchus milii (elephant shark) is the source of this 2545-nucleotide messenger RNA. RefSeq names its product PWWP domain containing 2B (gene pwwp2b). Lineage: Eukaryota; Metazoa; Chordata; Chondrichthyes; Chimaeriformes; Callorhinchidae. The transcript is spliced from 3 exons. The record is from RefSeq and is a predicted model, not a curated record. The coding region runs from base 53 to 1822 and encodes 589 amino acids. Gene Ontology annotation, cellular component: nucleoplasm; nucleus.
CCUACUCCUGUCUCUCUCUCUUACCUCCCCACACGCGGCCGGCGCCUGCAUCAUGGCAGCGCUCUCCCCGCAGCCCGGCAGCCAGGCGGGGCUGCGAGUGGGGGCUCAGCUCUCGGUCACUGUGCAGCACAUCAUCAGUGGCACCUUAGUGGUGUCCACCAGCCUCGGUGGGGACAGCUACACCGGCAUCCUGAUAGACAUGGCCAAGAGGACUGGUUUGUACGGUGUUUUACCCAACAAUUUUCUCAAGCAAGAUCAUUUUCCUGUAGAGGCAUAUACUCACGGAGUCAUUGUUGAUAAAGAACCUAUUCAGACUGUGUCACAGCCCUCCAUUGUGGAAUCUCGCAAGAUGUCAGGUGAAGGGCAAGUUCCAAAUCUUCAGCCAUUACCAGGUGUUGUGCCUUGUUUCACACCUUAUUAUGAAGGUGCAUCACUCCCACAGCCCUUACUCUUAAGACAAACUUACCAUCAGUGGGUUCCACAACCACCACUUCGGAUAAUCAAGCGUACAAAAAGGCGUCUGUCUAGGAAUCGAGAUCCUGGUAAACUCACAUUAAGCACCAUUCGGUUACGGCCCAGGCAGGUACUCUGUGAAAAAUGCAAGAACACUCUGAAUGCUGACGAAGAAGAAGACAAAGAUGCACAAAACGGUAAGAAUGAAGAGAAAGAGAAAAGUAAAAACGAAGCAAUGGGCUGUGAAAAUAGAAAGCUGAAAAGGGAAAAAAGGGAUGAUGACGAUUUUCACGGGGAAGUGGUUCAUCGAAGCCCAGUGAUAAAAAUAUCAUACAGCACUCCUCAAGGAAAAGGAAAAGUUGUGAAAAUUCCCUCUCGGGUACAUGGCUCAGUUGAGCCCUUUUGCCCCAAGCGAUUAAUGGAAAACGGAAGGGAAGACCAAGGGAAGAAUAAGAACUCUCUGAGUGAUGAGGAUGUGGAGGUUUUUCCAGAAAAUACAUCUUCGAAUCUACCUGGAACCAUUCCAAAACUGAAGCUGACCAGGCCCUUGCAUUCUAAUGCAGAUAUCCCACCACCAAGAAUCCGAUUAAAGCCGCAACGUCUCAGUAAUGGGGACAGUUUUGCCAUUUAUAAGGCCGAACUUGUGGAUAAUGUAAAUUGUGGUGUGGAACGUGCAAGGAGAUCGAGUGAUGCACUUCAUUCCGAAGAUUCUAUAGGCAAGAGUUCAAUGGAGUCGACUUCAGGGAGUUCUGGAGAGGAUCAUUGGAAAUCUAAAAGACGCCGACGAAGUAAGGAUCAAGUCAGUGAUUUGACGGUGUAUUUAAGUUACAGGAAGAAAAGAGCAGACUCUUCGAGUUUAUCAGUGUGUAGUAAUGAUAGUCUAGAUGAAUCCAAGUCUUCCAGUUCAGAGAUGACUUCCCCAGAAAUUUGUGAUUUUGCACCUGGAGAUGAUGCAUCCGUGUCAUCUUCCUCCAAAGAAGAGAAGACUGUGCCGCCCCUAACUGUAAGACUUCAUACUAAAACUGUCACCAAAUGUGUCACUCCUGAAGGCAGGACUAUCUCUGUGGGAGAUAUAAUAUGGGGGAAAAUUCAUGGCUUCCCUUGGUGGCCUGCCCGCAUCCUCAGUAUUAAUGUGAGCAAGAAAGAAAAUGGGGCACCGUUGUGGCAGGAAGCCCGAGUGUCUUGGUUUGGCUCACCAACAACAUCUCUGCUCUCCGUAUCAAAGAUUUCACCCUUUUUGGACUAUUUUAAGUUGAGAUUCAACAAGAAGAAAAAAGGAGUGUAUCGCAAGGCUAUUACAGAAGCUGCCAAGGCAGCUGAGCAUCUGACACCUGAAAUACAAUCUCUCCUGACACAGUUCGAAACGUAACCAAUCCACAGCAACGGAUACCGAAGAUCUGGGAAAAUGACUGGAUAUCCUUCCUAUGUUUUAAAGGACUGUGAACAUAAGCAUAAACGUAUUUGGAGCCUCUUAUGUGCCGUUCAUGUGAAUCUUGGACCAAUUUGUGGUGAAAUCUGCCAACCUUACCUCAAAGGAAGCUGAAUGACUGAUGUACUCUGUGGCAUUGAAGGGUAAAAGACCGAGUGGUAGUGAGGGCAGUGGAGUGGAGGGGGCUUGGGAAUUCUAAUAUUUAUUGUUGAAAAACAAUUCAUGUUAUUGGUGGUCAUUGAAUAGAAUAAUUUGGAAUGUAUCUAUUGAAGUCACUGCUUUGGGCAGACUGCUCUCAUCGUAAAUGUAAUUAUUGCAAAAAGAAAUUCCCAAUAGUAUGUCUUGGACAAGGAUUGGAAGGUCUUUUAUGAAUAAAACCAAUUUUCUAAGUGUUUUUUUCAUAAUGUAAUAUAAUAGUUUUAAUACAAUGUGUACGACAGAGUUAUAGUCCAGUCACCCUAUCUGCAGAAUAACUGUGAUGCAUAUUGGGCAUAGUUUGCAAGUUUAUUGGCAUUCUACAGCAUAUGAUUAUCACAGCACAUUAGAACACAAGCCUUCAUCUAAGCUUGUUAGUUGAUUAAUUUAUCUUCGUGCAGUAGCAUUGAUGUGCUCCAAGUGCACAAGUAGUGGAAAAACAAUAAUGUAUUUAAAAAGAACUCCACC